UGCUUUGAAACUUUCGUAAAAAGCCCAAUUCUUGUCUGAAAAAACAGACGGCACAAGCCUCACCGAUUCUACCCCGUGCACAGUAAUGAUGCGCUGGAAGUAACUCACCGCAAAACAGUAAACCCCAGCAAGUCAACAACCAGCUCAAGUUCUUGACCACUGUUUUGAGUGCAAUUCUACCGGUGAAGUUGCAAGCUGUCUUACCAGCAGCACCCAGCCGUACCUCGUGACGAGUGUAUAGUACGGCAAGUCUUCGUUGUCGGAUUGUCGGGUCCAGCUCAAAGGUUUGUGUCCGUGUAGCGACGAUGAGCUUCUACCACCCUCCCGACAAUGCUGGCGUACAUCAAGACCAGGGGCGGCUCCCAACAGUUGAGGCACCCUGCGAUUCACACGACGCGUCUGCGGCGGCGGCUGUCCACCCGACUCCGGCUAUUCACAUGCCUGCGUUUCACGGGAGUGCCGUCCCGCGUCUGGAUCUUUCGCGCGCGGAGGCGAUCCAGAGACAGCGAGUGAAUAUCCCCAGCGGGACAUCAACAGUGAAACCAGCGGGAUCUCAGGUAGAGACCGCCGCAGCCAAUGCCGUGCCGCAGUCGACUGGGAAUGUCUUUGUACCCAACAUGAGCGUCCCUUCGCACGUGAUGGCCGUCUCCACACCGGGGUAUGGCUACGGAGCUGUCCCUUCGACUGCUUUUCCGGCAAAUGUCAUGGCGACACACAUGCUAGUGGAGCCGAACCACAGGACCGCAAGCACGACACUUGGGGAGAGAGUCGUGCAGCUCAGGGAUCCGCGAUGUGGACCGAAUACUCUGUGUACUGGCAUGCCCUUUCCGGGCUGCGGCGAUGGCAUUGAGAUUCCUGUGAGUCUCGCAGCCGACGCCUUGAUUGAUUUGAGCACGACACGAAGCCAAAGAAUCGCUGACGGCUGUCGAUGCUGUGCGGGGCCACUGUCAGUCUUUUUUGGCCAGCGCGGGCGUCAGCCGGCUCUGCCUGUUGAGCCGCAGAGACGCAAGACGGCUUCUGUGUCAGUGUCUCCUUCGCCGUCAAGGACGUCUUUCCGCUAUGGCCACUUCGUCGACCCCAAAAACGCUUACCAAGAAAGAUUUGCCUCCGUCCCGCAACCGGUGAUGACAGAGGUGCCUUUGAAUGCCUUUCCCGUCGGAACCAUGCCCACCAUGGUGUUUGUGCCGCCGCAUUUCUUUGCCGGGAACAAAGGCGUGUACCAGGGGAAACCCUGUGAUUUGGAGCGGCGCGCCAACGAGCAGCGACAGUCCGUCUCCCGCGAGGGUGGACAGCGGAGGGCUGGUGAUAGAAAACAAACUACAGGAAUGGAGAAAUUACUGUCUGAACGUGAAAAUUCCGACGCCGGUGUAGGAGGUGAGGACCGCAAACAACCGAUUCAGGCGACUAUGCAGGCCCAAGCGAAGCGUGAACGAAACAGAACUUCACUAGCCGAUGCUUGCCAGUUUGCCACAGGCGACGUGACUGUGGCGCCCUCCGGGGCACCCGUGCAGGCAACUAUGGUGUUGUCUGCGGGAGUUUCUCCGUCGAAGCCUGCGUCUGACAAGGACUCAAACGUUGCGAAUAGCUCUGUGACAACGGGGUUUUUGGACCUCCGUGGGACUAAUCAGUCUGCUACGAAAAUGCCGACCACCGAGGGAAGACGCGCGAGACGUGCAGGUUCCGAGACACACCUGGCGACUCUCGAGUCUCCCCUUGCCACCACUGAAGGGAGUCUGCCAGCGAGUUCCAGCGCCGCUGGUAGCGACCAUGCUCAGCAGAACAGCACUGGUUCCCUCGCCAUUUGGCGUCAGCUGGAGGAGACAAAAGAGCAGUACCGUCGUGUCCAGGAACAGUUCGAGAUGGAGAAUGAGAGUCUGAAAGACGAGAAUUUGCGGCUUCAGGAGGCAGUAGUCUCCAUGCAGAGUCGGGUGCAACACAUUAUUGACGUCCUCCACACCUUGAAAACGAAAAAUGCCGGCCAUCCGCCAACGUGUGACAAAACCAACGAGGACCUUGCCGAGGCAUGCAUUGGCCUAGUGGCGCAACUCGUAACCCGUGAGGCCGUUGUGAUGCCCGGCGUGGCUGCCACAGAGGCAGCAGCUCUUCAGCGGGCGGCGGGUGAGGCGAAGGUGCCUGCCCAAAUCGGCUCUCUUGGAGGCUUCACGAGCUUCACUGAGGACCAGCUGCAACAGCUGUUGAGUCUUCAGCGAAAAGACAGCGGGGUGAAACUGCCGGAUCACGCAAAAUCUGGGGAAACCCCCUCAGGGAAUGGUGUUGAAUGUCCAGCAGGGGCCGCCGACAUUUGUCCGGGCUCUUUGCGGAAGGCGGCAUCGCCAGCUUGCGACGCUGUAGCGAAAGGAGCUACAUCUGCGCAUGCAAAUAUGGCAGCAAGUGCGCCGGCAGCUCAGCGUCGACCCCCACUUGGUUUCGGUUCCGCGGCACCAAGGCGUCUGUCCAUUGUGAAAAGGGAAAGCGAGCCAUGUUUGCGUCCCAGCAAGCCACUCCAUUCAAACGCCACUGCCACUGGAAAACGUACGGCGCAUCCAGAUGGUGUACACAAAGAGGGAAGUGUGGACGCAUCUCUCCAGACGCCUCUAAAGCCGACAGACGGAAAGACACGGUCUGCCUCGACCAUCCCAGUCCCCACAUCUGACGACCCACAGCCGUCGUCUCAGGACGCGCCUGCAGCAAAACCCCAGGAGUCUGCUGCGGUAGAGAAGGCGCCCCUAAUGCCAACGAGUACAGCCAAGGCCCCACAAGAGUCCAAAGAGGCCGCGAAGGCGCCUCUUGUUCCGAAGGUGGCGCCGAAGGAUGCCCCCGCUGCGACGCAGGCACCGAAGGCGGAGGGAGGGGAGCCGAAGGCGGCGGCUACGGCCCCAGAAGCAGCUGAUGCACCGAAGGCGGCGGUGGUUGCGAAGGUGCCAACGAAGGCCGCGGUUGUGUCUAAGGAGGGCGCGAAGGCGCCUCUGGUUCCGAAGGUGGCGCCGAAGGAUGCCCCCGCUGCGACGCAGGCACCGAAGGCGGAGGGAGGGGAGCCGAAGGCGGCGGCUACGGCCCCAGAAGCAGCUGAUGCACCGAAGGCGGCAGGGGUUGCGAAGGUGCCAACGAAGGCUGCGGUUGUGUCCAAGGAGGGCGCGAAGGCGCCUUUUGUUCCGAAGGUAGCGCCGAAGGAUGCCCCCGCUGCGACGCAGGCACCGAAGGCGGAGGGAGGGGAGCCGAAGGCGGCGGCUACGGCCCCAGAAGCAGCUGAUGCACCGAAGGCGGCAGUGGUUGCGAAGGUGCCAACGAAGGCCGCGGUUGUGUCCAAGGAGGGCGCGAAGGCGCCUCUGGUUCCGAAGGUGGCGCCGAAGGAUGCCCCCGCUGCGACGCAGGCACCGAAGGCGGAGGGAGUGGAGCCGAAGGCGGCGGCUACGGCCCCAGAAGCAGCUGAUGCACCGAAGGCGGCAGGGGUUGCGAAGGUGCCAAGGAAGGCCGCGGUUGUGUCUAAGGAGGGCGCGAAGGCGCCUCUGGUUCCGAAGGUGGCGCCGAAGGAUGCCCCCGCUGCGACCCAGGCACCGAAGGCGGAGGGAGGGGAGCCGAAGGCGGCGGCUACGGCCCCAGAAGCAGCUCAUGCACCGAAGGCGGCAGGGGUUGGGAAGGCGCCAACGAAGGCUGCGGUUGUGUCCAAGGAGGGCGCGAAGGCGCCUCUGGUUCCGAAGGUGGCGCCGAAGGAUGCCCCCGCUGCGACGCAGGCACCGAAGGCGGAGGGAGGGGAGCCGAAGGCGGCGGCUACGGCCCCAGAGGCAGCUGAUGCACUGAAGGCGGCAGUGGUUGCGAAGGUGCCAACGAAGGCCGCGGUUGUGUCCAAGGAGGGCGCGAAGGCGCCUUUUGUUCCGAAGGUAGCGCCGAAGGAUGCCCCCGCUGCGACGCAGGCACCGAAGGCGGAGGGAGGGGAGCCGAAGGCGGCGGCUACGGCCCCAGAAGCAGCUGAUGCACCGAAGGCGGCAGGGGUUGCGAAGGUGCCAACGAAGGCUGCGGUUGUGUCCAAGGAGGGCGCGAAGGCGCCUCUUGUUCCGAAGGUAGCGCCGAAGGAUGCCCCCGCUGCGACGCAGGCACCGAAGGCGGAGGGAGGGGAGCCGAAGGCGGCGGCUACGGCCCCAGAAGCAGCUGAUGCACCGAAGGCGGCAGGGGUUGCGAAGGUGCCAACGAAGGCUGCGGUUGUGUCCAAGGAGGGCGCGAAGGCGCCUCUUGUUCCGAAGGUGGCGCCGAAAGGUACUCCCGCUGCGAAGGAGGCUCCAGCGGUACAUGGAUCCGAGAUCCAAGCGGCUCCCACGGGUUCGGAGAGAAUGGCGGUCCCCAGGAGCCCCGAGAGUGGUGGAGUCGCUAAGGCGCCGCUGCUGCCGAAAGGCACUCUGAAGGCAGCCGUGGGCCCCAAAGAUGCUCACAAAGCGGCGCUGGGGCCGACCGGUGCGCCCACUGUCCCCGCUGCCGGUGAAGCAGUCGAGGAAAAGGAGAAGAAAGUUCCAGAUGACGCUGCGACCGCGACAGCAGAUCUCACUGAGCCGACACCGUCAGGUGGCAUUGCGGGAUUCUUCUAUAAUAUCUUCGGAGCUCCCGCCACAGAGACGACGGCCGAAGUUGUUGAGAAGGCUGCAGAAGACACUGAAAAGAACGAGUCUGACGGGAAGGCGAAUGAAACCCCAGGCGCUCUAGACGAACCGCCGGCAGGCGCACAACUUGCCACGAACCUUCCGCCGGCCAAGGACGCGCUGAAAGCGGCGUCACCGGCGAAGGAUGCGUCCAAGAGUUUGCCGGUGUCCAAGUCGAAGCCUGCAGCGUCGCCGCCCGUUGAGGCGGCCGGGGUCCCCGAGGCUGGCGACGCUGCUAAGGCCCCAACUGUGCCUCGGCUUGCAAAAGACCCCAGCAUGGUGCCUCAUGCGAAGAUGACCCCGAAGCUCCCUCCAGCGGCGAAAGAGCCCGCGAAGGCGCCCGUGGUGCCGAAGGAAGCCCCCGCUGCGACGCAGGCACCGAAGGCGGAGGGAGGGGAGCCGAAGGCGGCGGCUACGGCCCCAGAAGCAGCUGAUGCACCGAAGGCGGCGGUGGUUGCGAAGGUGCCAACGAAGGCUGCGGUUGUGUCGAAGGAGGGCGCGAAGGCGCCUCUGGUUCCGAAGGUGGCGCCGAAGGAUGCCCCCGCUGCGACGCAGGCACCGAAGGCGGAGGGAGGGGAGCCGAAGGCGGCGGCUACGGCCCCAGAAGCAGCUGAUGCACCGAAGGCGGCAGGGGUUGCGAAGGUGCCAACGAAGGCUGCGGUUGUGUCCAAGGAGGGCACGAAGGCGCCUCUUGUUCCGAAGGUAGCGCCGAAGGAUGCCCCCGCUGCGACGCAGGUAACGAAGGCGGAGGGAGGGGAGGCGAAGGCGGCGGCUACGGCCCCAGAAGCAGCUGAUGCACCGAAGGCGGCAGGGGUUGCGAAGGUGCCAACGAAGGCUGUGGUUGUGUCCAAGGAGGGCGCGAAGGCGCCUCUGGUUCCGAAGGUGGCGCCGAAGGAUGCCCCCGCUGCUACGCAGGCACCGAAGGCGGAGGGAGGGGAGCCGAAGGCGGCGGCUACGGCCCCAGAAGCAGCUGAUGCACCGAAGGCGGCAGGGGUUGCGAAGGCGCCAACGAAGGCUGCGGUUGUGUCCAAGGAGGGCGCGAAGGCGCCUCUGGUUCCGAAGGUGGCGCCGAAGGAUGCCCCCGCUGCGACGCAGGCACCGAAGGCGGAGGGAGGGGAGCCGAAGGCGGCGGCUACGGCCUCAGAAGCAGCUGAUGCACCGAAGGCGGCAGGGGUUGCGAAGGUGCCAACGAAGGCUGUGGUUGUGUCCAAGGAGGGCGCGAAGGCGCCUCUGGUUCCGAAGGUGGCGCCGAAGGAUGCCCCCGCUGCGACACAGGCACCGAAGGCGGAGGGAGUGGAGCCGAAGGCGGCGGCUACGGCCCCAGAAGCAGCUGAUGCACCGAAGGCGGCGGUGGUUGCGAAGGUGCCAACGAAGGCUGCGGUUGUGUCCAAGGAGGGCGCGAAGGCGCCUCUGGUUCCGAAGGUGGCGCCGAAGGAUGCCCCCGCUGCGACGCAGGCACCGAAGGCGGAGGGAGGGGAGCCGAAGGCGGCGGCUACGGCCCCAGAAGCAGCUGAUGCACCGAAGGCGGCAGGGGUUGCGAAGGUGCCAACGAAGGCUGCGGUUGUGUCCAAGGAGGGCGCGAAGGCGCCUCUGGUUCCGAAGGUGGCGCCGAAGGAUGCCCCCGCUGCGACGCAGGCACCGAAGGUGGAGGGAGGGGAGCCGAAGGCGGCGGCUACGGCCCCAGAGGCAGCUGAUGCACCGAAGGCGGCAGUGGUUGCGAAGGUGCCAACGAAGGCCGCGGUUGUGUCCAAGGAGGGCGCGAAGGCGCCUUUUGUUCCGAAGGUAGCGCCGAAGGAUGCCCCCGCAGCGACGCUGGCACCGAAGGCGGAGGCGGCAGCGAAGGAUGCUCCGAAGCAGGAUGAGGCGAAGGACGUCACGGCUGAGCUGGCCUCGAAGGAUGAUGUUCGAGGGGGAGGCCAGCAGGAAAAUCCUGCGGACCAUGCUGCGGCCGCAGCAGCCGAGCUCACCCAGCGGGCUCCAUCAGGCGGUAUUGCAGGAUUCUUUUAUAAUAUCUUCGGAGCUCCCGCCGCAGAGACGACGGCCGAAGUUGUUGAGAAGGCUGCGGAAGACACUGAAAAGAACGAGCCUGACGGAAAGGCGAAUGAAGCCCCAGGCGCUCUAGACAAGCCACCGGCAGGCGGUCCCUCUGGCGCGCAGCUUCCGCCGGCCAAAGAGGCCCCCAAAAGCGCAUCCCUGCCCACAGAUGCAUCCCUCACUUUGCCGGUGGCCAAGCCUACGCCCGGGUCUCAGCCCCCUGCUGACGCAGCCAAGGUCACCGAGUCUGGUGACUCCGCUAAGGCACUCGAGUCAGCCCAGCUCGCAAAGGCGCCCAAGGUAGGGCCUGAGGCGAAGAUGGCGCCGAAGCUCCCUCCGGCGGCGAAGGAGGCGGCGAAGGCGGCUGUGGUGCCGAAGGUGGGACCGAAGGAUGGCCCCGCUCCGAAGGACGCACCGAAGGCAGAGGGCGCUGAGACGAAGGAGGCGCCCAAGGCGGUGGAGGCGGCAGCGAAGGAUGCUCCGAAGCAGGAUGAGGCGAAGGAUGGCGCCGGGCGAACGGAGACACCUAAGGUAGGGCCUGAGGCGAAGAUGGCGCCGAAGCUCCCUCCGGCGGCGAAGGAGGCGGCGAAGGUGGCUGUGGUGCCGAAGGUGGGACCGAAGGAUGGCCCCGCUCCGAAGGACGCACCGAAGGCAGAGGGCGCUGAAACGAAGGAGGCGCCCAAGGCGGAGGCGGCAGCGAAGGAUGCUCCGAAGCAGGAUGAGGCGAAGGACGUCACGGCUGAGCUGGCCUCGAAGGAUGAUGUUCGAGGGGGAGGCCAGCAGGAAAAUCCUGCGGACCAUGCUGCGGCAGCAGCAGCCGAGCUCACCCAGCGAGCUCCGUCAGGCGGUAUUGCAGGAUUCUUUUAUAAUAUCUUCGGAGCUCCCGCCGCAGAGACGACGGCCGAAGUUGUUGAGAAGGCUGCGGAAGACACUGAAAAGAACGAGCCUGACGGAAAGGCGAAUGAAGCCCCAGGCGCUCUAGACAAGCCACCGGCAGGCGGUCCCUCUGGCGCGCAGCUUCCGCCGGCCAAAGAGGCCCCCAAAAGCGCAUCCCUGCCCACAGAUGCAUCCCUCACUUUGCCGGUGGCCAAGCCUACGCCCGGGUCUCAGCCCCCUGCUGACGCAGCCAAGGUCACCGAGUCUGGUGACUCCGCUAAGGCACUCGAGUCAGCCCAGCUCGCAAAGGCGCCCAAGGUAGGGCCUGAGGCGAAGAUGGCGCCGAAGCUCCCUCCGGCGGCGAAGGAGGCGGCGAAGGCGGCUGUGGUGCCGAAGGUGGGACCGAAGGAUGGCCCCGCUCCGAAGGACGCACCGAAGGCAGAGGGCGCUGAGACGAAGGAGGCGCCCAAGGCGGUGGAGGCGGCAGCGAAGGAUGCUCCGAAGCAGGAUGAGGCGAAGGAUGGCGCCGGGCGAACGGAGACACCUAAGGUAGGCCCUGAGGCGAAGAUGGCGCCAAAGCUCCCUCCGGCGGCGAAGGAGGCGGCGAAGGCGGCUGUGGUGCCGAAAGUGGGACCGAAGGAUGGCCCCGCUCCGAAGGACGCACCGACGGCAGAGGGCGCUGAGACGAAGGAGGCGCCCAAGGCGGUGGAGGCGGCAGCGAAGGAUGCUCCGAAGCAGGAUGAGGCGAAGGAUGGCGCCGGGCGAACGGAGACACCUAAGGUAGGGCCUGAGGCGAAGAUGGCGCCGAAGCUCCCUCCGGCGGCGAAGGAGGCGGCGAAGGUGGCUGUGGUGCCGAAGGUGGGACCGAAGGAUGGCCCCGCUCCGAAGGACGCACCGAAGGCAGAGGGCGCUGAAACGAAGGAGGCGCCCAAGGCGGAGGCGGCAGCGAAGGAUGCUCCGAAGCAGGAUGAGGCGAAGGACGUCACGGCUGAGCUGGCCUCGAAGGAUGAUGUUCGAGGGGGAGGCCAGCAGGAAAAUCCUGCGGACCAUGCUGCGGCAGCAGCAGCCGAGCUCACCCAGCGAGCUCCGUCAGGCGGUAUUGCAGGAUUCUUUUAUAAUAUCUUCGGAGCUCCCGCCGCAGAGACGACGGCCGAAGUUGUUGAGAAGGCUGCAGAAGACACUGAAAAGAACGAGCCUGACGGAAAGGCGAAUGAAGCCCCAGGCGCUCUAGACAAGCCACCGGCAGGCGGUCCCUCUGGCGCGCAGCUUCCGCCGGCCAAAGAGGCCCCAAAGCGCAUCCCUGCCCACAGAUGCAUCCCUCACUUUGCCGGUGGCCAAGCCUACGCCCGGGUCUCAGCCCCCUGCUGA
Toxoplasma gondii ME49 is the source of this 8906-nucleotide messenger RNA. RefSeq lists its product as hypothetical. Lineage: Eukaryota; Apicomplexa; Conoidasida; Eucoccidiorida; Sarcocystidae. The coding region runs from base 306 to 8906 and encodes 2866 amino acids. The record is from RefSeq and is a predicted model, not a curated record. The transcript has a single exon.